Molecule: messenger RNA, 2533 nt
Organism: Labrus bergylta (ballan wrasse)
Lineage: Eukaryota; Metazoa; Chordata; Actinopteri; Labriformes; Labridae
Gene: mindy3
Product: MINDY lysine 48 deubiquitinase 3
Biological process (GO): protein K48-linked deubiquitination
Molecular function (GO): cysteine-type deubiquitinase activity; K48-linked deubiquitinase activity
Source: RefSeq, a predicted model, not a curated record
UUAACAAUUCCGUUGUAAAUAAACGAGUGGUAGAGACGUUCAUGAUAGUGAAAUUGCUGCGAAGAAAUCUAAUGAACACAGGCACCCAUUACUCCACUUUCUAUUGAGGCUGUUGUGGCUACGUUGAUGUCAUUCCUACCCGCCAGUUUGCUGCCAGCCACGAGAGUCAGACUGUGUCGUGUCACACAGGUAGCUUGUGGCCAAUGCCACAGGCUCGACCUGCCGAGAGACGUGGACCAUCAACACCGGAAAGAGUUAGCUUUAACAGAACUCUCUAGUCCGGCCGGGGUUGUUGGACUGCAGGGUGGGAGCUCGUGGAUUCACCGUCAGUGAAAGUUGUCAUGGCGGAGUUGAAUAAAGAGGUGGUGGAUUUGGUUUGGGGGAGACCUUCCAGUGGAGGAGUGUCUGCCUCCAUCUUCCGUAGAUGGACACAAGGAUUUGUUUUUAGUGAGAAUGAGCACACAGCACUGGAGCAGUUUGAAGGAGGGCCUUGUGCUGUCAUUGCACCUGUCCAGGCUUUCUUCCUAAAGAACAUUCUCUUCAACAGAGAAAGUCCCAACUGGAGACAGAUGUCAGAAGAGGAGCAGAAAACAGCACUGUGUACCACACUGAGUGAAAUCCUGGAGUCUGCCUGCUCUAGCCCCACCACAGAGUUCUGCCUUGUGACCUGGGCUAAGGGACAGAGCCCACAUACUAGCACCCAAACUAACACACAGACACAGUCGCAAACACAGGAUAUGCCAGAGAGCAGCCAGCCAUCACAGGAGCAGCAGCAGCCCACUGCUUUGGCUGCUAAGGACCUUGGCUUUGAGCAGUUUCACAGUGUUCUGCAUAAGCGGACCGUAGUGUCUGUGUCUGGUCUCAGAGAGGAGGUGCUGUCUCUCUACCACACCUGGAGAGGGUGCUGUGGAGUCUUGCUUUUCCUCUACUCUGUCAUCCUCACCAAGGGCAUAGAAAAUAUAAGAAACGAGAUCCAGGACACGAUGGAGCCACUCAUUGACCCUGUGCAUGGCCAUGGAAGCCAGAGCCUGGUGAACCUCCUUGUGACUGGCCAUGCUGUCUCUAAUGUCUGGGAUGGAGACAGAGAGUGCUCUGGCAUGAAACUGCAUGGUAUUCAUAAGCAAGCAUCCGUUGGCUUCCUUACUCUUAUGGAAUCACUUCUCUACUGCAAGGUCGGGGCAUUCCUCAAGUCUCCAAAGUUCCCUAUUUGGAUCCUUGGCAGUGAAACUCACCUCUCUGUGUUUUUCACAAAGGAGAUGUCCCUGGUAGGCCCGGAGUCGCCGUCAGAACAGGCAAGGAGGGUCUUUCAGUCAUUUGAUCCUGAAGAUAAUGGCUUCAUCGCAGAGUCUCUGCUGGAGGACGUGAUGAAAGCCCUUGACCUUGUCUCAGAGCCCGAGUAUGUCAGUCUGGUGAAGAGUAAGCUGGAUCCAGAGAGUUUGGGCAUAAUUCUCCUGGGCCCGUUCCUACUGGAGUUUUUCCCUGAUCAGGAUUCAGGAAUCCCAGAGUCAUUUCCUAUCUUCCACUACAAUGGGCUUAAACAGUCCAAUUACAACGAGAGGGUAGAGUAUGUGGAGGGCACGGCUUUGGUGCUUGGUUUCGAGGACCCCAUGGUUAGGACGGACGACACUCCUGUCAAGCGCUGCCUACAGACCAAGUGGCCCUACAUUGAGCUGCUGUGGACCACCGACCGCUCCCCGUCAUUGAACUAGUACUACCAUGGUCUCUGUGUCUGUGGAUGGGGAGGGACCACUACUACAACACACACUCACACACUACCCAUCUCUUGGCUUCUGCCCCGCACACUGACCCCUUUAAAGGUCAGCAGAAUGCGACAACUGACACACAUGUACAACAACUAUUUAAAAAAAAAACACAAAUGCACACACGAGACUGAAACAAAACAUUAUUCAUGGACUAAACUAAAAUGCCUGAGAUCCAUUGUGUCAUCCUCAUUCACACAUUCCACAAACAUGCAAAUUCACAUGUUACAGCUCAUGCUAUUGUAUGUUCACCAUGGCUUGUAAAUGACACACAGGAUGUUGAUGAUGUGAUUAUUUGAAAAAAGAAAAAAAAAAAAAAAAGCUGAAUGACUGUUUAUUUUUACAGCUCUGCUCUCAGUAGAAAGCUAUAAGACACCGUCGAGAGAGCAAAAUGGUUUGGUUCUAGUGUUAACCACAUGUACAGCCAGUCGACUGUGAAACACUUCUCUUACUCCAGCAACAGGACUAUUUGAGGGAAAAAUCUACCAAAGCCUUCCACAUAUAAGAACACAAGUAAACACACACACACACACACACACAGAGCUAAGCGUUUACAGCAUAAAGGGACCAACAGAAGGCACAGAGAGCUGAAGAUGUGAACAGGAAGUUCUGAAGCUGGUUUAGAUGCUCUGUUUAAGAGUGUGUGCAUAUACAUAGUGCACCACACUAGGAAGUUGGAUGAGUGCUCAUGUAUUUAUUAUCACACUCAAAGGUUCUGGAAUAAACACUUGUUUUUGGUUCACAGGCUGUGUUGCUUGCUGGAUUUAAAAUCA